AUACCCGGAAGGUUUUCGGUGUUACUCUUGUGUCUACUUAGCAUACUUGUUUGCCUGUGCUUUUCACUUGUUUGUAGAAAAAGAGGUACCAAUUCAAAGCGUGCCUCUCUCCUUCAUCUGUUUCGACAUGGCGGGAAACUUCUGGCAAAGUUCUCAUUAUCUGCAGUGGGUUCUGGACAAGCAAGAUCUGAUGAAAGAGCGCCAGAAGGAUCUCAAGUUUCUUUCCGAAGAGGAAUACUGGAAGCUGCAGAUUUUCUUUGCCAAUGUGAUUCAGGCUUUGGGGGAACAUCUUAAGCUGCGGCAGCAGGUCAUCGCUACUGCAACUGUUUACUUCAAACGCUUCUAUGCCAGGUAUUCCUUGAAAAGUAUAGAUCCGGUGCUCAUGGCUCCCACCUGUGUGUUCCUAGCUUCCAAAGUUGAGGAAUUUGGAGUUGUGUCCAAUACGAGGCUGAUCUCUGCAGCGACAUCUGUUUUGAAAACAAGAUUUUCCUACGCCUUUCCAAAGGAGUUCCCUUACAGAAUGAAUCAUAUAUUAGAAUGUGAGUUCUACCUUCUGGAGUUGAUGGACUGCUGCCUGAUAGUGUACCACCCGUACAGACCGCUGCUGCAGUAUGUGCAGGACAUGGGACAGGAGGACAUGCUGCUGCCUCUCGCCUGGCGAAUAGUGAAUGACACAUACAGGACAGAUCUGUGCCUACUCUACCCUCCCUUCAUGAUCGCCUUGGCCUGCCUGCAUGUGGCCUGUGUGGUGCAGCAGAAAGACGCCAGGCAGUGGUUUGCAGAGCUUUCUGUCGACAUGGACAAAAUCCUGGAGAUUAUCAGGGUCAUCCUGAAGCUGUACGACCAGUGGAAAAACUUUGAUGACAGGAAGGAGAUGGCAGCCGUGCUGAACAAGAUGCCUAAACCCAAACCACCUCCUAACAGUGAAAGUGACCAGAGCUCCAAUGGGAACCAAAGCAACUCCUACAGCCAGUCUUAGCGCUGCCUCUAAUGUUUCCAUAAUGUUGAUGUAGAAAGAGAGGGGUGGAUCUUUUUUCCUUUCUCUUGUCAUUAUGGAUUUGUGGAUUGUGCAAGCAGCUGCUUAAUUGCCUGUGGGGAAACCUGAUGAGUGAUGACAGUUUAGGUCUCCAAGAUCAGGCUCUGCUUCAGACUUGAAAUGAACUUUAAAUUGAAGAACUUUUGAGGGGAUCUAGGAAUGUGGGUGAAACUUAAAGGAGGACAGAUGUGACAGUCCACUUUAGACCUGUUUUAAUGUCAUUGUGAUGAUCCUGACAUCCUUGAACAGCCCAGAGGAGCGAAUCGUCUCAUGUGGACCUCCGUGGGGAUUCGAGAAUACUUGAUCACAAAGACUGUGUCUGUGUGUGUCUUUGUGUUUAGGAGUGAGUGUGUGUGUGUGUGAGUGAGAGAGUGGGCAAAAUGUGAGCGGCCAGUCUGUGUGGGUUUUCAUUCCUCAGGGACUUAAGUAGUCUUUGUAUGUAACUUGAUUUGAUCCUGUGCUGUCAGAGAGUGGAUCUGAUUGGAUAUCAGGCUGUGCAGAUGUGAUGUGAUUGGACACCCUGUGGGGUCUGUGCUGUUUGAUCAUGAAGAGAGGCACAAAAUUAACUCUUUGAAUCCAAGAAUUUACUGUUUCGAUCAUGACCUCCUCCUCCCUCCAGAGUUUAUCUUCUCUUUUGUAAAUAGCCUUAUUAUGUUUUUCAUUUAUUUAGGUUUUUGCGUUUUGUUCUUUACAAAACAGAAAUCAUGAGCUUCUUGUGUCUACAGAUGAAAGUGCCCGCUUUUGAUUCAUUGUCAUGUUUUGGUUCUUCUGCUGCAAUUCUCAUUAUUUUUCCGUUCCUUUGCAUUAGUUGUAGAUAACAUUUCUUGUACAAAGUUUUUGUAUAGGCUUUUUUGGGGUAAAUUUAAAUACAUUUAUUUUAUUUUAUUUUAAGUUUUUGUUUUACAUUCUUCUUAGUUCUAAACUUCCCUCUGCCAUCUUUUUAAUUGCUCAUUUGUGGCAAUGUACGUGUGCAUAAACCUGUAAAUGUGUCUAUUUUUGUGUUGUAGUACUGUGCAAGCUGUGUGGAUGUAAACAAAAGAAGGUGCUUGAAAGCCUUACAUAAAUAAUAGCUGCUGGUUACAGAGAAAAGCCUUCAUUAAAAGCACAUUGUCCCAUUCAGGUCAA
Molecule: messenger RNA, 2161 nt
Organism: Labrus mixtus (cuckoo wrasse)
Lineage: Eukaryota; Metazoa; Chordata; Actinopteri; Labriformes; Labridae
Gene: ccnc
Product: cyclin C
Exons: 12
Coding region: 128-979 (283 amino acids)
Biological process (GO): positive regulation of transcription by RNA polymerase II
Cellular component (GO): nucleus; mediator complex
Molecular function (GO): cyclin-dependent protein serine/threonine kinase regulator activity
Source: RefSeq, a predicted model, not a curated record